This is a messenger RNA of Hyalella azteca, 2537 nucleotides long. RefSeq names its product rab GTPase-activating protein eat-17. Lineage: Eukaryota; Metazoa; Arthropoda; Malacostraca; Amphipoda; Hyalellidae. The record is from RefSeq and is a predicted model, not a curated record.
GAGGAGAAAAUGAUGGCGAGGAUUCGCGAGGCUGAGAAGUCACAAAAUUUGGCGGAACUCACACAAAAAAUAUCGUCACUGGAAUAUAAGAACCAGGAGCUGGUGACGGAGGGAGAGGUGGGUCGUGUGAGCCGUGACAGCGAGCAGGUGCCUCCCCUACAGGAGAAGCUUGCCCACCUGCAGUCUGAGGUGGCCCGUCUGCGCGCAGUCAACCGGCAGCUGAGCUGCAACAAAGUUUUGCCUCGCAUUGACUACACCAGCGAGAACGACAGCGACAUCGAAGACCCUGACGACCUCCGCCUUAUUCUGUCCCCAACGACCCUCUCAGGUGACCUGGUCACCCUCAAUGGCGACCUCGCCGACUGCGAGGGCGACAUUCUUAAUACGGAUUCGCCCGAUCCAAGCAAUUGCGAUACAAUCAAGGAGAAGUUGCACAACGGGCCCGCUGCACCCAUCACCAAUGGCGUUGCACUUUCGAAAUCUCCCAAUCAAAAAAGCUGCAGUGAGAUUGGGAGUUGCAAUAGCGAGAGAGAAGACGAUAAAGUACGACGCUACAGUGGCAGCGCCGACCACAACCACAACAGAGAAAUGACCAUCAGCAGCCCUCUUAGGAAGCGCAGCAGCAGCAGCGAGUGCAGCAUCGACAGCAAUCCACGCGAGCCCAUCUCCCGACGUACCUCUCAUACGCUCGCUGAGGCAUUCUUGGAACAGCUGCCUGAGGUCCGCAACUCUAAUUCCACGUAGGUUUUGUCUACUGCCUCGGUCAUUCAGAUGAACGCACUCUCACAAAGUCAGAUCAUCAACCUAAACGUCCAGACGCCUACGUGUUUCAUUGUUUUUACUGCUAAACAAACUAGACUUCAACUCAGUGGCUGCUGCAGAACGCUGGCGAGCGUGUCGACACUCGAGACAAGCUCACUAGCUCACUCCACUAACUGAUGGUUGGACCAAAUGCCCGUCGUACCUUCCCCUGCGACACGAUGUUUUGAAGUGUUUCACAUCUAACGUCUGGGAUCUGAUUUGAUUUUACGUAGUUUUAGUUAAGUGCUACAGACCAAAUGAUGUUGGGGUCAGCGAUGUGGACUGCCGGUUUCCUUGAAACUUGUUUGGACUUGAGGAGGAACGAUUAACAGAUCGUCCUGUGUUGUAGGAGUAUAAAAGCCUCUGGGCUCACAUGGCUCAGUAGCCUUUUUUCUACUCACUAAAAGAGUGUUCUGAAAAUCAGUCUUGGAAUUCUUCUUGGCUUGUGUCGCGCGUUGCCGUAAGAAUGAUCAAAGUGCAUUGAUACAUCAUGCUAUGGCUCUCACCAAGUCGGUAUUGUUCAUCCCAUGGAACGCUUCACCCAGCACACAUCUCGUCCGUAAACGUUACCUGUGUGCUGCUGUUCUUCAGACUUUCUUCAAGAUUUUUCGGACAUCAAUUACGUUUCAUCCGUUGAGGCAAAAUUUACUUGCUACAUCUGUGAAAUGCUCCUUUACAAAAUGUUAUGAUUACUCACAACGAAGUUGAUCAAAAUGGUGUCUGUUGCAUUAAUGGUCUUUUUUAAUGGCAGGAAGAUUAAACAAAACCGCUUACUCGUUUUUGUGUCGCUUUCCAAAGUCUGGAUUAGAUGCGGUGCAACGUCAGCUUAGAAUACCUACAGCAGCAUCGUUCUAAUGAACACGAGUCAUAGAAGCUAAUAAGUUAUAUGCACAUAUUGUGUUCUCGACUUAACUUUCUGCUUCUACUAAAAGUGAGAUACAUGCUGCAGCCAGGCUAGGAAAAUCGGUUUAUCAUCUCCUGCUCUGAUUUUUAUUUAUUCAUUUGUUUUGGUGAGCCUCUUCAGUUAUGAUAUCUUCUAAUUUCAUGUCUUUUCUCUCUUCUCACUCUGACUCCACGUAUGCUUUUGUUCAAUAAUUAUGAUGGAAUAUGAUGAUUCGAGCCCUAAUAUUUAAGAUUGCAAUAUAAGUUAGUUUUGUGCAAUUUAUGUUGAGAAUUUAUUCUUUGUUAUUCUUUCAAUGUAUGAAACAUGUUCUAAAAAGUAUUAAUUACUAUGGAUAAAAUCUGGUGAAAAGGUUGUAGGUUUCCCUGUACACAAGCGGCAGAGGCUAGUCGCUGCUACAGGCGUCUCCUCCACUGCAUCUCAAUGCAAUAAACCUUUAAUUGUCUCAGACUACUUUAUGAAAUAUUAUGAAACGUGAAGAAUAUCUCUCUAUUUUAUAUUAUAACGUGCAAACAAUCAUGUUUACGAGUCAAUGCUCCGCAUAGCUACUCGUAGUCGGUCGGUUUCUCAUGAUGAAUGACUAGCAACUAUGGCCACUGAACUAACUCAUGAUGAAUAAAAUCGUGGGUGUCGUUCAAGUCAAUUUCCAUGUUUAUGUCUUGUAAAAUGAUAACCGAUGAUGGCUGUGGGUUUUAUUGUCUCAUGCGGUGGCCAUGCUCGUUUAAAAUAACUAUAUGCCGAUGUUUGGUGCUGUUUUGGCAUAUGUUGGCAAGGCAUACCGUAGAUAAAUCAAACUCAGAAGCAGCUAUCAUGCUGGUCUGUAUCUAUUUUUCUG